AUGGGUAAAACAACUCUAGCAAGAGUUGUUUACAAAAUGAUUUCCAAUCAAUUUGAAGCAUGUAGUUUUAUUUCUAAUGUCAGGGAAGUUUAUGAAAAAUAUGGCAUAGUUAAGUUACAACAAACACUUUUGAAUGAUCUUUUGAUUCUUAGAGACAUAAAAGUAAAAGAUGCUGAUGAUGGAGUUUCCAUGAUCAAGAAUAGGUUAUGUAACAAAAAUAUUCUUCUUGUUCUUGAUGAUAUAAAUGAAUUAGACCAAUUGAAUAAAUUAGUUGCGAAGCAUGAUUGGUUAGGCCCAGGUAGUAGAGUUAUCAUAACAACAAGAGAUGUGCAUUUGCUAAUGUCAUAUAAAGUACAUGAUAUAUAUGAGGUUGAAGGAUUGAGUAAUGAGGAAGCUCUUCAUCUUUUUAAUUCGAAAGCUUUUCAUGAAGAGCAUCCACUUGAAGAUUAUCUAGAGUUGUGCCAAGCCUUUGUAAAUUAUGCUAAUGGUCUUCCUUUAGCCAUUGAGGUUUUGGGUUCCUUUUUGUACAAUAGAAGAACGUUUGAAUGGAAAAGUGAAUUAGAUAGGCUUAAAGAAUUUCCUAAAAGAAAAAUUCUCAACGUACUUCAAUUAAGUUUUGACGAACUACAAGAAAUUGAGAAGGAAAUUUUCCUGCAUAUUGCAUUUUUCUCGAAUUAUAUAAAUCAAGAAACUAUUAUAGCAAUAUUAGAUCAUCUUGAGCUUUACCCUAAAAUUGGAUUAAGGGUUCUUAUUGAUAAAUCUCUCAUCAAAUUGCAAGAUGAUCAAUUGUGA
Quercus lobata is the source of this 792-nucleotide messenger RNA. RefSeq names its product TMV resistance protein N-like. The record is from RefSeq and is a predicted model, not a curated record. Bases 1 to 792 code for a protein of 263 amino acids. The transcript has a single exon. Gene Ontology annotation, biological process: defense response. Gene Ontology annotation, molecular function: ADP binding. NCBI's taxonomy places the organism in Eukaryota, Viridiplantae, Streptophyta, Magnoliopsida, Fagales, Fagaceae.